AGAGAAGUUGAAAGCUUUACUUUUUCACUUUCACGGUUGCACACCGUCGCGGCAUCUCCACUCUUUCCUCUCAAAACUCAGAAUCACGAUUUUGAGGUUCUCUCGCCUCAGGCGAACAAGUUUAAGAUUUUAGUUCUUGUUGUGAGUGGGUUUCAGAUGAGCGUAGCAAGUGAUUCUCCAGUUCAUUCAUCAAGUAGUAGUGACGAUCUUGCUGCAUUCCUUGAUGCUGAACUGGACUCUGCCUCAGAUGCUUCUUCUGGACCCAGCGAAGAAGAAGAAGAAGCCGAGGAUGAUGAAGAAUCUGGGUUAAAGAGACGAAAGUUAGAGCAUUUAGAAACUGUAGACGAAGAGGAGAUUGAGGAAGCAUCCUCAAGUAAAGGUGAAUGCCAGCACCCAGGAUCAUUUGGGAAUAUGUGUUUCGUCUGUGGACAAAAGUUGGAAGAAACCGGUGUUUCAUUUAGAUACAUACACAAGGAAAUGAGGCUCAAUGAAGAUGAAAUCUCCCGGUUGCGUGAUUCAGAUUCGAGAUUCUUGCAACGCCAGCGGAAGUUGUAUUUAGUUCUCGAUCUAGACCACACACUGCUUAAUUCAACCGUACUAAGGGACCUGAAACCAGAGGAGGAAUACUUGAAAAGCCAUACACAUUCUCUUCAAGAUGUUUCCGGAGGCAGUCUUUUCAUGCUGGAAUUUAUGCACAUGAUGACCAAACUGAGGCCAUUUGUUCACUCAUUUCUAAAAGAAGCCAGUGAGAUGUUUGUGAUGUACAUAUACACAAUGGGAGAUAGGGCAUAUGCGCGACAGAUGGCGAAGCUACUGGACCCCAGAGGAGAGUACUUUGGUGAUCGGAUCAUUUCUCGGGAUGACGGCACAGUGAGACAUCAAAAGAGUCUAGAUGUGGUGCUUGGACAAGAAAGUGCUGUUCUGAUUCUUGACGAUACAGAGAAUGCGUGGCCAAAUCACAAGGACAAUUUGAUUGUGAUAGAGAGGUAUCACUUUUUCGCUUCGAGCUGCAGACAGUUUGAUCACAAAUACAAGUCUCUAUCGGAGUUGAAGAGCGAUGAGAGUGAACCAGAUGGGGCACUUGCAACAGUUCUGAAAGUCCUAAAACAAGCGCAUGCUCUAUUCUUUGAGAAUGUGGAUGAAGACAUAUCAAACAGAGAUGUUAGGUCAAUGCUGAAACAAGUGCGUAAAGAGGUACUCAAAGGAUGUAAAGUAGUGUUCAGUCGGGUGUUCCCAACCAAGGCUAAGCCAGAAGAUCACCCUCUGUGGAAGAUGGCUGAAGAACUAGGAGCCACCUGUGCAACGGAAGUGGAUGCAUCAGUGACACACGUGGUGGCUAUGGAUGUGGGAACAGAGAAGGCACGUUGGGCAGUAAGAGAGAAGAAGUAUGUGGUUCAUAGAGGAUGGAUAGAUGCAGCUAAUUACCUGUGGAAGAAGCAGCCAGAAGAGAAGUUCAGUUUAGAGCAGCUCAAGAAGCAACAAGUAGCGGAAGAAGAGUGAUUUAUAAUGAGAAAGAAGUGAUGACUUUGUUGUUUAAUUGAUUAUGAAUCUAUGUCCAAAGUAAAGUUUUGUAAUGUACAUUAUAUCUGAUCUUUCUCAUAUUUCAACAAGGUCCUAAUUUUGUUCA
This is a messenger RNA of Arabidopsis lyrata subsp. lyrata, 1627 nucleotides long. RefSeq names its product RNA polymerase II C-terminal domain phosphatase-like 4. The record is from RefSeq and is a predicted model, not a curated record. Gene Ontology annotation, molecular function: RNA polymerase II CTD heptapeptide repeat phosphatase activity. Gene Ontology annotation, cellular component: nucleus. The coding region runs from base 157 to 1500 and encodes 447 amino acids. Lineage: Eukaryota; Viridiplantae; Streptophyta; Magnoliopsida; Brassicales; Brassicaceae. The transcript has 8 exons.